ACACACACACACACACACACACACUGAACUCUAGCACUACGAUCACAACCGCCACUCCCCUGAGAGCAAGUGUAGGAAGAUGGAGAAGGGGCUGGGAUCUGGUUCCCGAGUUGCUCAAGAGCAGUCAGGGAGACCGCACAGAACUCCUGAGUCCCAGAGACUGGAAAGGCUUGGGGCGGAGCCUGGAGUGGGGGCUGCCCAGUGAUAAGAGGCGGGCGGAUCUUGCUGGGAGGGCUGGGAGGCUGCUGUCACUUUAUGAGUCCGCAGCCCAGACAGAGAGUAUCCCUGCUGCCAGCGGACCGCGGCGAGCUGGGCGCAGGGCCCCCUCCUCUAGCUCACCACGUGGACCCGCGCCUCCUCCGGCAGCCGCGGUGGCGGCGGCGGCAGAGCCUCGCCCUCUCCAAUCCCCACCCUCUCCAUCCUUAGCUGGUAAAGAACAGUAGCGCCUGGCACGUUCCUGGAGGACCCCGGGCGCAGAAGGGGAAAGAGAGCGGGCGCAGGGGGACUGGAAAAGCAGCAUGCGCCCCCCGGGAGCAGUCUCGGCGCCCGAGGUCUGAGGUUGAAGCCCCCGUUCGCCAUUGUGAGCCGCCGCAGGGGUAUCCAGCUGGCGCCACAGUGCCCCCGGCUCCCCCUCCGCGCCGCGAUGGGGCAUCUGCCCACGAGGACGCGCGGCCGCCUCCUGCCUCUGCUCUGGCUCUUUGUGCUGCUCAAGAAUGCUACAACAUUCCAUGUCAGAGUCCAAGAUGACAACAGUAUCGCUGUCUCUUUAGAAGCUUCAGAUGUGAUGAGUCCAUCAUCUGUGUAUGUUGUGAAGAUAACUGGUGAAUCAAAAAAUUACUUCUUCGAAUUUGAGGAAUUCAACAGUACUCUGCCUCCUCCCGUUAUCUUUAAGGCCAGUUAUCAUGGCCUGUACUAUAUAAUUACCCUGGUAGUGGUAAAUGGAAAUGUGGUUACCAAGCCAUCCAGAUCGAUCACUGUGUUAACAAAACCUCUACCUGUAACCAGUGUUUCAAUAUAUGACUAUAAACCUUCUCCUGAAACAGGAGUCCUGUUUGAAAUUCAUUAUCCAGAAAAAUAUAACGUUUUCACAAGAGUCAACAUAAGCUAUUGGGAAGGGAAAGACUUCCGGACAAUGUUAUAUAAAGAUUUCUUUAAGGGAAAAACAGUAUUUAAUCACUGGCUGCCAGGGAUAUGUUAUAGUAAUAUCACCUUUCAGCUGGUAUCUGAGGCAACUUUUAAUAAAAGCACUCUUGUGGAGUACAGUGGUGUCAGUCAUGAACCCAAAAAGCAUAGAACCGCCCCUUACCCACCGCAAAAUAUCUCAGUUCGUAUUGUAAACUUGAACAAAAACAACUGGGAAGAACAGAGUGGCAGUUUCCCGGAGGAACCGUUCAUGAGAUCACAAGAUACAAUGGGAAAAGACAAACUGUUCCAUUACACGGAUGGAACUCCUGAAAUUCCCUCUGGCAACAUUUCUUCUGGUUGGCCUGACUUUAACAGCAGCGACUAUGAAACCGCAUCCCCACCAUACUGGUGGGACAGCGCAUCUGCAACUCCUGACAGUGAAGAUGAAUUUGUCGGUGUUCUUCCCGUGGAAUAUGAAAAUAACAGUACGCUCACUGAGACUGAGAAAUCAACAGCCAGUUCUUUCUCUAUUUUCCCUGUACAAAUGAUCUUGAGUUGGUUACCACCAAAACCACCCACCGCCUUUGACGGGUUCCAUAUCCACAUAGAAAGAGAAGAAAACUUUACUGAAUAUUUGACAGUGGGUGAAGAAGCACACGAAUUUGUCGCAGAACUGAAGGAGCCUGGGAAAUACAAGUUAUCAGUGACAACCUUCAGUUCCUCGGGAUCUUGUGAAACGCGAAACAGUCAGUCAGCAAAAUCACUCAGCUUCUAUAUCAGCCCUUCGGGAGAGUGGAUUGAAGAACUCACCGAGAAGCCCCAGCACGUGAGCGUCCACGUUCUGAGCUCCACCACGGCCCUGAUGUCCUGGACGUCUUCCCAAGAGAACUACAACGGCACCAUCGUGUCUGUGGUGUCACUCACGUGCCAGAAACAGAAGGAGAGCCAGAGGCUAGAGAAGCAGUACUGCACUCAGGUGAACUCAAGCAAAUCUAUUAUUGAAAAUCUGGUCCCUGGUGCCCAGUACCAGGUUGUGAUGUACCUAAGAAAAGGCCCUUUGAUUGGACCACCUUCAGACCCUGUGACUUUCGCUAUUGUUCCAACUGGAAUAAAGGAUUUAAUGCUCUAUCCCUUGGGUCCUACGGCAGUGGUUUUGAGCUGGACCAGACCUUACUUAGGAGUGUUCAGAAAAUACGUGGUUGAAAUGUUUUAUUUCAAUCCUACUACAAUGACAUCAGAGUGGACGACCUACUAUGAAAUAGCAGCGACUGUCUCCUUAACUGCAUCAGUGAGAAUAGCUAAUCUGCUGCCAGCAUGGUACUACAACUUCCGAGUUACCAUGGUGACGUGGGGAGACCCAGAACUGAGCUGCUGUGACAGUUCCACCAUAAGCUUCAUAACAGCCCCAGUUGCUCCAGAAAUCACUUCUGUGGAAUAUUUCAACAGUCUGUUAUACAUCAGUUGGACAUAUGGGGAUGACACGACUGACCUCUCCCAUUCUAGAAUGCUCCACUGGAUGGUUGUUGCAGAAGGAAAGAAGAAAAUUAAAAAGAGCGUAACACGCAAUGUCAUGACUGCAAUUCUCAGCCUGCCUCCAGGAGAUAUCUACAACCUCUCCGUAACCGCUUGCACUGAAAGAGGAAGCAAUACCUCCAUGCUCCGCCUUGUCAAGCUAGAACCAGCUCCUCCGAAAUCACUCUUUGCAGUGAAUAAGACCCAGACUUCAGUGACUUUGCUGUGGGUGGAAGAUGGAAUAGCUGAUUUCUUCGAAGUCUUCUGUCACCAACUUGGCUCCAGUCGGGAAACAAAACUCCAGGAACCGGUUUCUGUUUCUUCUCAUGUUGUGACCAUCUCCAGCCUCCUUCCUGCCACCGCCUACAACUGCAGUGUCACCAGCUUCAGCCACGACAGCCCCAGUGUCCCGACAUUCAUAGCCGUCUCAACCAUGGUUACAGAGGUGAAUCCCAACGUGGUAGUCAUCUCGGUGCUGGCCAUCCUUAGCACGCUGCUAAUUGGAUUGCUGCUUGUUACCCUUAUCAUUCUGAGGAAGAAGCAUCUGCAGAUGGCUAGGGAGUGUGGAGCAGGAACUUUUGUUAAUUUUGCAUCCUUAGAGCGAGAUGGAAAGCUUCCAUACAACUGGCGUAGGAGUAUAUUUGCUUUCUUAACCCUGCUACCCUCAUGUCUUUGGACUGAUUAUCUUUUGGCAUUUUAUAUUAAUCCUUGGAGUAAAAAUGGUUUAAAGAAGAGGAAACUGACUAACCCAGUUCAACUGGAUGACUUUGACGCCUACAUCAAGGAUAUGGCCAAAGACUCUGACUAUAAAUUUUCUCUUCAAUUUGAGGAGUUGAAAUUGAUUGGACUGGACAUUCCACACUUCGCGGCCGACCUUCCCCUGAACCGAUGUAAAAACCGUUACACGAACAUCCUGCCAUAUGACUUUAGCCGAGUAAGAUUAGUCUCCAUGAACGAAGAGGAAGGUGCAGACUACAUCAAUGCCAACUACAUCCCUGGGUACAACUCACCCCAGGAGUAUAUCGCGACGCAGGGGCCACUGCCUGAAACCAGAAAUGACUUUUGGAAGAUGGUCCUGCAACAGAAGUCUCAGAUUAUUGUCAUGCUCACCCAGUGCAACGAGAAAAGGAGGGUGAAAUGUGACCACUACUGGCCGUUCACAGAAGAACCCAUAGCUUACGGAGACAUCACGGUGGAGAUGCUCUCAGAGGACGAGCAGGACGACUGGGCCUGCAGACACUUCCGGAUCAACUACGCUGAUGAGAUGCAAGAUGUGAUGCAUUUUAACUACACCGCAUGGCCUGAUCAUGGUGUGCCCACCGCGAACGCUGCAGAAAGUAUCCUGCAGUUCGUACACAUGGUCCGACAGCAAGCUAAGAAGAGCAAAGGACCCAUGACCGUGCACUGCAGUGCUGGAGUCGGGCGGACAGGAACGUUCAUUGCCCUGGACCGGCUCCUGCAGCACAUUCGGGAUCAUGAGUUUGUGGACAUCCUUGGGCUGGUGUCAGAAAUGAGGUCAUACCGGAUGUCCAUGGUACAGACAGAGGAGCAGUACAUUUUCAUCCAUCAGUGCGUGCAGCUGAUGUGGACGAAGAAGAAGCAGCAGUUCUGCAUCAGUGACGUCAUCUAUGAGAACGUCAGCAAGUCCUAGUUCAGAGUCCGGAGCAGACAGGAUGUGAUGAGCACCCAUCCACCUUGCUUCCAGCGUGGUUUGGGGGCCCUAUUAGCCAUUUGUUAAAAAGAGCCCUGCUUUGUAGUACGUGGCCAAGGAAAUCAUUUCUCUCAUAGAAGCACCGGAAGACUUAGCCUUAAAGAGCCUACAGUGUCUUUUGGACUCUCUCACUUCUGGACAUUCAGUAACGGACCAAGUUCAACCGGACUCCAGAAAGGUCCACACGCUCCGCAAAGGGCAGGAAGGGCAGCACCUGCGAAGAGUUUCACUGGCCCUUUACUGGUCGGGCUGAGUUUGUUGUUGUUGUUUUUAAGUGCAAUAAUUUUUGUAUGUGUGUGACUUCACCAGAACGCUGGAGUGUUUUCUGCCCACACUGUUGAUCAAGUUAGUAGCCCAAGACGGCACAGGCAUUGUUAGUGUCAGAUUAUACCUCAUUGUUAAAAAGAGAAAUGGCCAUUCACGAAGAAAUGGUAAUUCUGCUUCAAGGAAAUCCACCCAGUGCGACCUGUCCUCUGCCAUCGGCCACCGGGUCAGAAGCGGAGAGGGUGGCUGGGGGAACAGAGAGGGCUGCUCCCCGCAGACCAACUGCGCAUCUUUUCCAAAUACGAAAAGCUGGAUUCAGCUUCAACAUAGAGUAGGAAAAAUAUUUAAGUCUUAAUUGUUCUAGUUCUUGAUGUUUUUUUUUUUUCCUCCCCUUAUUAACAAUUCAGUGUGUCGUCCUGGGCCCUCUUAGACUAAUGUCGAUGUCCAGACUUUUUUUCAACAAACCAGCUCUGGUUCAGAAGACUUUGAAGUCAGGCUCUUUAGACUUCGUUGCUGUCUGAGCAAUCUUGGUGCCUAGAGUUUGCAUUCUUGUUUUGUUUUCCGUUGACCUGCAUACGUGUAAAAGCUAUUUCUUUGCGAACUGUAGGCUGUGAACAUGCACCUUCUUUCCCCCGAAGAGCUGGGAACUUACGAAGUUAUGGCAAUGAACUGAAGCAUGCUAGGACAACUAUUUGGCUAGGUUUUUUUGUUUGUUUGUUUUGGGUUUUUUGGUAAUAUUGUCAAGGGUCUCUGUGGAUUCCGACAGCUUUCUUUCUGUUUCAUUUUCUUUGGGGCUGUCAGUUUCAUUUUAACCCAUGUAACUAGUAACAUUUUAUUCUCUGCAUUUUGUAUAGUUACAGUACCUGCUUGUGUAGUGUGACAUGAACGCUGACAAACCGGACACUGAUGGCAUCGUGAAGCCUGUUGCUUUGUGUCACUUCCUGAGAAAUAAGAGGUGAUGGGACGAUACACAAAGGAAAA
Molecule: messenger RNA, 5593 nt
Organism: Vicugna pacos (alpaca)
Lineage: Eukaryota; Metazoa; Chordata; Mammalia; Artiodactyla; Camelidae
Gene: PTPRO
Product: protein tyrosine phosphatase receptor type O
Biological process (GO): regulation of glomerular filtration; peptidyl-tyrosine dephosphorylation involved in inactivation of protein kinase activity; podocyte differentiation
Cellular component (GO): plasma membrane; glutamatergic synapse; GABA-ergic synapse
Molecular function (GO): protein tyrosine phosphatase activity; Wnt-protein binding; cadherin binding
Source: RefSeq, a predicted model, not a curated record